Molecule: messenger RNA, 2040 nt
Organism: Torulaspora delbrueckii
Lineage: Eukaryota; Fungi; Ascomycota; Saccharomycetes; Saccharomycetales; Saccharomycetaceae
Gene: NPR2
Product: nitrogen permease regulating protein NPR2
Exons: 1
Coding region: 1-2040 (679 amino acids)
Biological process (GO): negative regulation of TORC1 signaling; positive regulation of autophagy
Cellular component (GO): vacuolar membrane; GATOR1 complex
Molecular function (GO): GTPase activator activity
Source: RefSeq, a predicted model, not a curated record
AUGGGAGAUCAAUUCGAAGGGUUCAUACCCAUUCAUACAAUAUUCUAUGCUGUUUUCCAUCCAACAGAAGGAACCAAGGUCCGUUAUGAGUUUCCACCUGGAAACUUAGAGAGCCAUAACAUCAAUUUUGAUGCAAUCAAAAAUUAUAUUAUACCUAAACCGCAGCUCUGCCACAAGCUAUUGACUUUAAAGUAUAAAAAUUACAGAAUCGCAUCUUAUCCAGUUACGGUAAAUUCGCCAAUUUACGCAAGGAAUUUCUUCAGUUUCAAUUUUGUAUUUGUAUUCCCGUAUGAUUGUCAAACUUCACCUUAUGAACCUGCCAUUGCGAGACUAGGGAAAAUGUUCAAGGUCUUAGAGGAGCAAAAUCUGAUAUUAUCCAAGGCAGAGAAAGACCCCAUUUUCUACCACUUCAAACAAGUAGAGAUCAAAGACGAUCAAGACGCUAAAUCGAAACCCGAAAAGGGCUCUCAUAAUCUUUCCAAAAGUCAAGCUUACGCUUCCGAAAAAUAUCACAAGAUUAUGACUGAUAUAGAGAGUGCUGAUUCUACGUUUUCUUUGAAGGACCUGGUACUGAGGGUUUACCAAGAUCUCAACAAUUAUUCCGAAUGCCUAAUACCAAUCGACGAAGGGAACGCGGUUGACAUCAAAAUAUUCCCUAUGAUGACACCUCCCAAUUCAAACAUAUCGAUCGAAGACGUCCCAGUGUCCACUGUUAAUCUUAAUAAGGUCAUCGAUGUCAAUUGGGACCCUACAAUGCUAAAGAUUGUGCCAUAUAUCAAUGGGCUUAACAGCAUAUCAAAAAUAGCCAAGCUCAGUGUUAGCGAUCCAGGUCUAGUGAUAGAAUGCAUCAAACAUCUCAUAUACUACAAUUGUGUUUUGUUAGCGGACAUAUUCCAGUUCUCUAAUAUCUAUGCCCCAACAAGUUCGCUUCGGACGUUUUUAACAGACAGCGUACUGUCAACUGAGUGCCAAUCAUAUGUCGUAUGCGAGGAAGACUCGACACUCCCGCGACUGCCCUUCAAGAGAGUAAAUCACUCGGCGACAGAGAGCGUCGAUCAUGAGUUAGCGGAUUCACAUAGAAGCCAGAGAACUUCAGGAUCUCGAACAACGUCAAUGAGCUCGAAUGGUAAGUUUUUUCCUUCUUCAAAUAAUGAAAUGCCAGCUCUUAUUUCAGAGGAGUCGCUUUAUAGGACUGGAAAGCACUCGCAGAGUAGUUUUUCGAGCAAUAACACAAACCCUUCCAACAUGUUGGCAAGAUAUUUACCUACUAAGUCAUGUUUGUUCGAUUUAUAUCGCUCACUUAGCCAGGGUACUUCCCUGAGAGAAUGGUAUGGUGUUCAUUAUGGGACGAUCCGUGCAAAUCGCAUUGAUGUUAGGCGAUUCAUUACCUUCGGCGUUAUUAAUGGCCUAAUUUACAGGUGCUACUCCUAUCCCAUCAUGAAAAAUCUUGAAAUUUUUGACCUAGCCAAGAGACUGCAUCGUGAGGACAUUUCAAAUCACACAGUCAAGCAUAAUAAGGCCAAAAAUCCAUCGAAAAACAUCUUCUCUACUUCAGAUAUCAAAUUUGGAGUCGAAUAUGAACGACAAAGGAACAAACAUCAUAAAGCUUUGAACUUGGACAUCGCAGACGAAGUACUGAGGAACGUUUAUAAGAAGUUAUCCGUCACAAAUAGUACUGAUACAAGGCCUAAUAGUGCGGACCCAAUAGCCCGCCUGUACAGAGAGAGAUCGCUCGGCAGUCUAGCCGACGGCUCUACCAAUAAUAUCUAUCGACUGCAGAAUUCUGACCGCCCGUCAAAAGUUUCCUUCGAUAAGCAACAAGAAAUUGGGCAUAUCAGCAAAGGCAUGUCAUCUUCGAAUGACAAGGUCAAGAUGGAUGAGGAAGCCAAACUUGAAAGACGGGAAAGGGAUCUCAUACUUUUGGAAUCUGUCGAGGCUGCUGAUAGUUUGGACACAAUAUGUGUCAAAUUAGAGAUGUCUAGGUAUGAUGUCGAAGCUCUUAUCCAGAACUUGGGGGAAUAUAAAAUCAUCAACAGCUAA